This is a messenger RNA of Trachemys scripta elegans, 2783 nucleotides long. It is a transcript of the gene TMEM120B, whose product is annotated as transmembrane protein 120B. Gene Ontology annotation, cellular component: nuclear inner membrane. The coding region runs from base 148 to 1065 and encodes 305 amino acids. The record is from RefSeq and is a predicted model, not a curated record. The transcript has 12 exons. Gene Ontology annotation, biological process: fat cell differentiation. Lineage: Eukaryota; Metazoa; Chordata; Testudines; Emydidae.
AUGACGUAGGGAUAGGGUGUGCACGUGGCCCUAAGACCAGCUGGAAGCUCGCGCCGCUGUUGCUGCUGCAGCAGCUAGAAAAUCGCUCUAGCUCUCUGGAGCCUCCUUGAGGGGCUGAGCGCGGCUGGAACUGACUGUCCUUGCACCAUGUUACUGCAGUUGGAGAGGUAUCAGCGAGAGUGGCGAGAGCUGGAAGAGGAAUUUCAGCAGCUCCAGGAAACUCAUAAGGUCUAUAGACAGAAACUUGAAGAACUCAAUAACUUGCAGACUGCAUGCAGCAGCUCCAUUCGUAAACAGAAGAGGAAAUUAAAAGACUUGAAAUACAGCCUCCAACGGUGCAAACACAUGUCUAGUCCUGAAGAAUCUGAUCUCAUACAGCAAAUUAACACCCAGAUCAAAGACAGGCAAAACGUUUUCUUUGACAUGGAAGCCUAUUUACCAAAGAGAAAUGGGUUGUACUUAAAUCUGGUGCUGGGAAAUGUGAAUGUAACUCUUCUAAGUAAUCAGGCAAAGUUUGCCUACAAAGAUGAAUAUGAAAAGUUCAAACUUUAUUUGACAAUAAUCUUGUUACUUGGUGCUGUAGCAUGCAGGUUUAUUCUUCAUUACAGGGUGACAGAUGAAGUGUUUAACUUCCUGUUGGUGUGGUAUUACUGCACAUUGACAAUAAGGGAAAGCAUUCUCAUCAGCAAUGGAUCAAGGAUUAAGGGCUGGUGGGUGUCUCAUCAUUAUGUCUCCACAUUUCUAUCUGGAGUAAUGUUAACAUGGCCAGAUGGACUCAUGUAUCAAAUGUUUCGCAAUCAAUUUUUAGCGUUUUCAAUUUUUCAGAGCUGUGUACAGUUCCUACAAUAUUAUUAUCAAAGUGGUUGCCUUUACAGACUCCGUGCAUUAGGGAAAAGAAACCACUUGGAUCUUACAGUAGAAGGAUUUCAGUCUUGGAUGUGGCGAGGGCUGACCUUCCUUCUUCCCUUCCUGUUCUUUGGGCAUUUUUGGCAGCUCUAUAAUGCAAUCACACUUUUUGAACUGUCUAGGCAUACGGAAUGCAAAGAAUGGCAGGAAGCCUGGUGAUAUUCAGCUAGAGAUCAGGUAAUCUGGUCAGCCCUGAAAAACGCACAAAAUAAAUAGUACAACACAGAGCUGUUUCAAGACCUUCUUUUAAAUGUUGCCUUUACCAUGGUUUUCCAAAACCAUGUUCUUCUGAACAUGGCUCUGACCGAAGGCUGUAAUUGCAGCACUGGGGCCUCUAAUUUCAUUUGUGAAAAGUGUUCACCCACAGGUGACAUGGUGUUUUGUCUUAUUAUUUUCCUGUGUGCAAUUCAUUCGAGAGCAUAGCGACUGUGUGUCUGGUUUCACCUACAUAGUUGUUUAUGGAGCACUUAGUGCACUGGAUGAGGUAAAUAGAAUUAGUACCACCGUACUUGUCAAUCUCAGGCAUUGCUUUUUAGAGUAUUGUAUACUGAAUUUUUGCCUAUAUGCUAUAGCUUGCUUUGCAGUAAAAAAUUUUUUUAUCCCUCUUUGUUAAGAAAACACACAUCCACAUCUUACUAUGUUUUUCCAUCUAAUGAGGGCUGUGUAGCUCCUGAAUCAGAGCUUUUUCUAUAGAGCAAUGGAGGUUUUCCCUCCUUCCCUUCAUGUUCAGUCUGAGCAUACUGCCUCUAGAGAUGAGUAGAAUGUCCAAAGCUUGUUUUGGAUUUACAAAUUAUUCCAUUUUAAGCUUGGAGGUACGUAAAGGCCUCCAUGAAUCUUAAUGGUCCUUGGAUUUUUUGCAGGCUUGUUUUGGGGUCAAUUCCAAGUUAACAAAACCUCUGCAUCCCAUUAGCAUACAACACAAAGGAAAUAGAUCACUCCAAGGUGGAUUUUUCUAUCAGCUGAAUUCACAACCAAAUGAAGAGAAGACUGGAAAUGUACUGUUUCUAACCUGACCUUUGGAAUUUUUCAGGCUGUUAGCAGGAAUCCUGGCAAAGCUCCCAAACAGAGAAAUAACUGACAUGCUAUGAACACAACCUACUUCCCCCAGGAUGGACUGCAUAUUACAGCCCAAACCAUGGCAUAUUUCAGAAAAAAAACCUCUGCUGCAAAAUAUCGUUUUAAAACGUGCUUUUUCUGUAGUGUCACAUUAUUGUGAAAAAAAUCUUCCGCUAACCUCACGUACAGAGAAAUUUCUCACAAAACUUUAAAGCCUUGGAGUGCAGGUACUAAUUUGAAUGGGAUGGUUCCUCUCACUUAAAUGGGAAGCAACUAGGACACCUGCAUGCAUUGUUAACUAGAUGUCCUUGAAGGUAAAAUAGUCAUUGUAGGGUAGCAGGGAUGAUUUCACCAUGUAAUUCUUAACACACAUGUAAGUAGCACAGCUCAAUUUGCCACACAUCAUACAAGCACACGGUGUUGAAUAAAUUGCACUUUUGUUUAUUUUAAAGUAAGUUUUUUGCUUGUAUUGCACAUUCGAUCCUCUCUCUGGGUAUUAAAAUAGUGGCAGCUGCUGUUACCUGCCAGAGGUAAAGCAUUUAGCAAGAUGCAUCAUAUCUGCACUGAGUGGCUUUCUGAGUAGACUAUAAUGAAGGAUGUAAAACACUUUCUAUUAUCAUAAAUCCAAUCUGGAGAGACCACACAAUAGAUUUCCAAACAGCUGCUAUACGAAGUGGACAUUCCAAUAAAGGUGCAGCAGAAUAGUACAUAGUUUGGGGCAGUUGCUUGAGGCUACUCUGAGAAGAAUGGUUAAUAGAGCUGUUGCUUUGUAAUUAUAAUUAGAACUUAUCAAUAUAGAACUUUGAUUUUUAUCCUCUCUG